Messenger RNA from Topomyia yanbarensis, 3131 nucleotides. RefSeq names its product homeotic protein ocelliless-like. The coding region runs from base 983 to 1570 and encodes 195 amino acids. The record is from RefSeq and is a predicted model, not a curated record. NCBI's taxonomy places the organism in Eukaryota, Metazoa, Arthropoda, Insecta, Diptera, Culicidae. The transcript has 2 exons.
GCCAAAACGAAGAGCGAGAGCUUCCAGCUCAACCAAACCAGUGAAGGCUCAGCCGCGAUCUGCACUGUGAAUGGGAUUUAGUUGCGUGUUAGAAAUCUUGUCGGUCGGUGAUGGUUUCAUACGUACGCGGACCACUUAUAGCCCUCUUUUUUGUCCGUUUAUUCGUUUAUAGUGUCGCGAAAUCGUGAUCUUGAAGUUUUUGUUAUUGUGCUGUAUCUUGUUCAUCCCAUCAUCCGGAUGGCAUUAAGUGUGUGAUCACCUCCGGUUUUGAAGUAUGUUUUGUCCUUUUGGAUGAUUUGUCCAUGAACCGCGAUUCUCGGAAUCGACGAAUACAUGAUCUUAUACGCGAAGAAUCAACUGAAUGAGUGUUAUGUUGUGUAGUGGCUUAAAAUUAACAAAUUCUGUUCCAAUGUGGUGUUCGUGCUUCGUGUUCUGGAACACAAGAGAUUGCUCCACACUCCAUUUAAAUCGAGCUGUCUGUGUUAUUAAUGUGCAAUAACAGUGCUUGCUGCUUUUUCGCUUUCGCAAGUGAAAACGCUAGUUUCGGCAAUAGCGCAAGCCCACCCGCAACCGGUGGCAAUUCGCCGCGCUGUUCCGCAAGCAUCAAACCAAGCCGCAAAAGUGCAAAACCGUAAAACUAACGUGUCGAAAGCAAGUGCGGUCGAAUAAGUGCAGUCAAUACUGUUUUGUUUGAACACAGGCAGUCAGUCGAGUCGGGCGAAAAAGGUGACAACAUAUAAGUUGGCUGCGAAAUUGACAGCAGACCCUGCGUGUGUAAAAGGUGAAGAAGAGAACGGUAAUGUGCAUUAAAUUAUAAUAACGCUAAAGUGAUACAAUUAGCGAAAAGAGUAAAAGCGGAGAAUCAAAGUGUUGUAACCGGUUUCGGCGAAGAAAACGUGCUUAGCGAACUGACUAAUCACAACUAAACGGAGGUAUGCGGCAAACAAAGUAAGCGAACCGGUGUGCAAGUGAAUGCGAAUGAAUGAACAAGCCGGCAACUAUCGACAAAAACAAUACCAGCGAUUCAUCGUCGGCUUCUCCCGCAUCAUCCACUACACCAUCGUCCCUGUCGUCAUCCUCGACCGCAUCGUCGGCUGGCGGUUCGCUUCGGGGACUUGGCAGUGCACUGCGGCAACUUCAGCAACACCAACGAAAACGUAACUUUCUAACCGCACCAGCACAGUCAAGCCCCGUUCCAGCCGUAGCAACUGCCGCAAUCGCCGCUGCCGCCGCCACCGCCACCACAACCAGCACAAUGCUGCUAACAAGUGCCCACGAUCAUCAUCUCAACUUUGUGAUGGGUUUCAUCAAGGAGGAUGAAAUCUAUAACAGUGGCAAUUCUUCCUCCUUCUCCAGUAGUGGUGGAGGUGGUAUUGGUGACGGUAGUGGAGGUACGGCAAGCUCCUCGAUCGUUUCGACAACCACGGAUACCUCGUCGGAGGACAACUCGCUUGUGGUGCCCACAUUGACGUCGAGGCUUCUUGACAGCCUAAACGAUGAUGUAAGAACUAUUUCUGUAUGUAUUUCUAUUCUUUACAUUUGCUACAUGAAAUGGAACGAGGUGAAUUGAUUAAGCUGUUGCCCUUAGGUUCGAUGAUUGGCUGUAGAUAGUGAUAACGCUGAGUUACUUCCGAGCGGGAGCUUCGGGGCUAUGUGUCGUACUGAAAAAACAUAUGCAAGCAGCCGCACAAGAUUUGGUCGACUUACAAAGCUCGAAACUUUUCUAUUGUCUUUGUUGUACUGAUUUAAUUUAUCCUGUUUUGUAAUUUAUUGAUAGAUUAAUGAGUAGAGUAUGUUUGUGUUUUUGGUAUGAAAAAUACUCCCCUUAAAAAUAAUAUCAAUUGCUGUAUGAGUCUUUAGGAGCUAUGAUGAUGACAUAAAAAUUUGCGUCAAGCUGUUGGUAACCGGUUAUCUAUAUGAAGUCACCUAAUAUUAACCAAUCGAACUACGAGCAGCCGGCUUUCGGAUAUGUUGCUUCCUACUAUUCUUAGAAUUAUGUGAUAAUGACAAUAAUAGCUGGUGAUUUUCUCGUUAUUUGAGUCCUAAUGGAUUGAUGAUGAUGAUGGUCUCACAUCAUACCCCCACAAAGGUGUAAGCUGAAAGAUUUAUCUAGAAGAUAAUUAAUAUUUUGGAUUCAUAACAAAACCCCUUAACAAAAAACCUGUUUUAAUCCACCUAUAGGUGCAAUUGUGCCUUUCUCAUUUUUCCAAACUAUGAUUUAAUAACUGGUUCGUACAAUAUAACAUUAUGGAAAUGUCUUUCAUUCUUAUUACACUUGGUAAGUAUAUAUAAGAGCACCUUUUUGCAUUCAUCGAGGUAUCGGUUUUAAUCGGAGUUUUCUAUGUGAUCGCACUCCACAACCCGUAACUCCGGAGCUGGAAGUCGGAUGGAGAUGGAAUUUAAUAUCAGUUUCCGGGGACGCAACACCUUUCAUUUGAGACUAAGUUGAUCAAAUCGUUCUAGCCAUUUUCGAAAAACCAAUAUAACCGUUAUUCUGAAUUUGGAUGCUUCCUGAUCCGUCGAUAGUGGCCAGUGUGGCCAAAGAGACUUUGAUGGUGACCUAGAUCUACAAAUUCAACAGUUGUGUUUAUAUUUUGGAAAAAAUCACCUCACCAAUUCAUCGCAGAAUUCGUUAGAAUCGGGAUUUGCUGCGUGAUCGUACGUAUCACCCUGUAAUUCAGGAACCAGAACUCGGAUCCACACAAAAUUCAACAGCAGCUGAUGGACCUUUCAUUUAAAAUCAAGUUUGUCAAAAUCGGUUCAGAAAAUUCCGAGAAACCGAUGUGGACAAAUCAACAAAUUUUGUUUUGUAACCAUACUCUUCAACUCGUAAUCCGGAACAAGAUGUCGGUUGAAAAUGAAAUUCAAUAGCAACCUCUGGGAAUAUUAUACCUUUCAUUUGAAUCUUAGUUUGUAAAAAUCGGUUCAGCCAUCUCCAAGAAACCGAUGUGAACAUUUUGUUAACAAAUCCGCACAUACACACAUACAUACAUACAUACAUACAUACAUACAUACAUACAUACAUACAUACAUACACACAUACAUACACACAGAUAUUUUGCGAUCUCGGCGAACUGAGUCGAAUGUUAUAUGAGACUCGGCCCUCCGGGCCUCGGUUAGAAAAUCGGUUU